CCGCGUUGGGGAUCGGACUUCCAGCCGGUAACGAACUCGAUCCAAACCGACCCGCCUCUUGCCGUAAAAGGAUUACGGGGCGAGAGAUGGAGAAGGGGAGGUGUGUGUAGGGCAUCGUUUCUGGGCAUCGAGGGAAGCUUCUCUGAAUUUCUGGUUUUUAAAAGCAAGUCUUCUGACUUGAUGCUUACUCAUGCUGCACUAUUGAGUUGAUCUAUUUAGACAUGGGGAACAAACCGGCAACACCAAAGAGGGAUGAGAUUCUUGUCAAAGUCAUGCCUCCGAUUGAUCAAACUUUGGUUCGAUGGAUUGCUCGGGAUGUUGAUAGGAUUUAUGGGUUUGUUCCGAAGAAACCGCGUGCAAUAAAACCACCUGAGCAUUACAUCGAGUACAUGCGAUUACAGGGAUGGUUGGAUGUAGAUUUGGAUGAUGCUGAACUGGCUCGCUUGUUAAAGUAAGAAGCGGCAUUUGCGUCCUUUGGCAGGAUUUGUCGUUCCUUUCUAUUAGAGUUUCCAGAGAGAUGUAGUUGCAAGAUGGGUGAACCAUGUUACACCACUAAAUAGAAAGAAACGCAUUGGGCAGCCUGAGGUUUGCGAAGAUGACUUGCAUUAAAUUGCUAAGAGAAUAUUGUUUAUUUCUUCCUCA
This is a messenger RNA of Nymphaea colorata (pocket water lily), 642 nucleotides long. RefSeq lists its product as uncharacterized. The record is from RefSeq and is a predicted model, not a curated record. Bases 222 to 455 code for a protein of 77 amino acids. Lineage: Eukaryota; Viridiplantae; Streptophyta; Magnoliopsida; Nymphaeales; Nymphaeaceae. The transcript is spliced from 2 exons.